Molecule: messenger RNA, 634 nt
Organism: Ectocarpus sp. CCAP 1310/34
Lineage: Eukaryota; Phaeophyceae; Ectocarpales; Ectocarpaceae
Source: the annotation of a GenBank genome assembly
AUGUCAGGCCUUGAGCCUUUUAUCCCGCUUGCUUGGGGCGCGCUGAGGUUGACCGCGAGCCUUGUCACGGCUGGGUUCAAGAAACUGGUUGGUGUUGAGGACGAGAGCGACGCGCUUGUCGAAUGGUCAGGAGAUGUCGUCCUGAAGGCUCGGGACACAUCGCGCCGAACCCAACAGAAAGGUUCUGAUGCUGCAGCAAGAGCUGUGGAGCAGCACAGAGAAGAGACUGCUCUUAUUUGUGGCGGGUGAAAAAAUUGUGAAAUCGUACACAUUCAUACACGUGACAACACCGAGACUCUUGAUGGAAUCGUGUGCGUUGAGUGGCAUGAGGGGCCAAUAUACCCACCCCUUUGGUUUUGGGCUCAGCGCUUUCCCGACAGAAAAGCAGCAGGUGCCAGCUACCCAGUGGUGUGAGUUGUUAUGAAAGUUGGAAAAAAAUAAGUGGCUCAAUUCUGUAUCUCCAGCCGUCUCUCGCUGUCAGUUUUUCACGAUUUGCGGCUCUACCUAGGACACCAUGGAAUAUGAUUUUUUUCUGGUGUGCCACAUAGACGAGUAGAGGGAAAGAUGUGCGUGUUCAGCGGGCUGCAAGCCCUCGUGCGUGGCCUAUUUUUUUCCUGGUAUGCAAUAGCUUCGA